AGUCACUGAGCCCUAGCGCUACCCUUGCUUAGGCUUUACUUCCUUGCGUGCAAGGUCUUGGAUGCUGCCACGCCGCCGUGGCUCGCUUAGGCAGGCUGUUCGUGCUUGGGACAGGCUUGAACUCAGAAAGGCAGCUGGACGUUUCGGGGAUGUCCAGCGCCGUCUGAGGGCUUCAAUACCUGCGGCGCGCGAGCAGGUGUAUGCUUAUGUUGGAUUAGAGAGGCUCCCGAGUGGAGAGCCGCAGCAGACUGGUGCUAAGACUGAAUCCUCUUUCUGAUAUAAAGACAUUUUACAAGGUGUAGUCUUUUUCAUUCUUUAUACCUCGAUGGUUUAUGUGGGAUAACU
Messenger RNA from Suillus fuscotomentosus, 345 nucleotides. RefSeq lists its product as uncharacterized. The transcript has a single exon. The coding region runs from base 62 to 277 and encodes 71 amino acids. The record is from RefSeq and is a predicted model, not a curated record. NCBI's taxonomy places the organism in Eukaryota, Fungi, Basidiomycota, Agaricomycetes, Boletales, Suillaceae.